Molecule: messenger RNA, 569 nt
Organism: Drosophila grimshawi
Lineage: Eukaryota; Metazoa; Arthropoda; Insecta; Diptera; Drosophilidae
Product: probable insulin-like peptide 2
Exons: 2
Coding region: 6-407 (133 amino acids)
Cellular component (GO): extracellular region
Molecular function (GO): hormone activity
Source: RefSeq, a predicted model, not a curated record
AUACAAUGUGCAAGUCAAUUUCCCUCUCGGUGGCCUUCCUCUUCGCCUUGUGCGUUGUGGCAUCUUCAAGCUCGUCCCCCUCGAUGCGCCUGUGCAGCGUACAUCUUAACGAUAUGUUGAGCAAACUGUGUAGUGCCACAGGAUACAAUCGAAUCAUCCAUAAGCGCGGCUCACCCCUCAUGGACAUGGACCCUCUCGAUCCCAUUCAAUAUAUUGAGGAGAAGGAGGCUUCCUCUGCCGAGCUGCUUCCUUAUCGUUUGAGCAACGGACGCCUGCGUAACAUUUUCCAGGAUAACGGCCUCAGCUCUCUAACCUCCACCCGACGACGCACUCGUGCGGGAAUUGUUGACGAAUGCUGCAGGAGGUCUUGCCAACUUGAAGAACUGACUAAUUACUGUGCCGCCUAAGUGCAAGCCAUAGGACAGUAGACAUCCCUUUUGAAGCACCGUGAUCAGAGUACAUUUUGAAAUUGAUUGAACCCUAGAAUUGUUACGCCCUACCCCUAUAUGAAAAUCCACGUGUUGUAUUUAUAUUAUAGAUGCUUUCAAUAAAAAGCCAAGCUGCAUAAA